Molecule: messenger RNA, 1328 nt
Organism: Geodia barretti
Lineage: Eukaryota; Metazoa; Porifera; Demospongiae; Tetractinellida; Geodiidae
Source: the annotation of a GenBank genome assembly
AGAGUAACUGCCGGUUGAUAUAGCUACCUAAUCGUUCCAGUAUCGUGGCAUGAAACAUCGCCAAAGUUAUAGCCACCUGGAAACUUCCUUCGCUCGCAAGUCUUUACGCCCGGAAACUUAGAGGAGGCGUCACUGAUAUUGCAAGAGGAUCCUAAAUCAGUUUACUCCAGCAACUUCAAAAGAAUGGAUCAAGUUGUACAAACACAUGGAAAAGCAGUAGCCACCCAUGCCCUCAAUGCCAGUCAGCAGCUCAAAGAGAGGAGUCUAGAUGAAGCAAAAACUUCACUGAUUAAAGCUGGAGUAGGCAUUGUGAAACAUAUGCAUGAAGUGAACAAACUCUUACAACGCUAUAGAGCGGUAGAAGAUUUUUACAAGACAAAAGAAGAGAACCUCAUUGCUAAAAUAGAUGAUACCCUUGCUCAGGAAAAGAACGCACAAGCUCAGCAAUUGUCUGCAACCACCAAGCUUCAGCUAGAAAGGGAAGAACUGCGCCAGCAUGAAUCAAACCUUUAUUCAGCGAGGAUGGAGUUUGAGGAGGCAGAUAAGAAACGCAAGGAAAACAAUGCAGGCACUAUCACUACUGGUGUUGUUGCAGGGGUAGCAGUUCUAGCCAUUAUCUUCACAUUUGGUGCAGCAGCUCCAGUUGCACUCCCAGUAGCUGCAGGGGCAACGGCUGGUGCAGUCGCAUUUGAUCGCGCUGCAGACAGAGCUAAAGACAACAUGCGCAGGAGUGAGGGUAAAACAAGGGAUACGAAAUCCAAGAUUGCUUCGACUGAGAAUUCAAUACAAUCCCAUUCGAAUACUAUAUCCCAACUGAACCGAGAGAUUGAGUACUACAAAAAAGAGCGAAGAUGCUUGCAAGAGACGAAAGGGAAAAUAAAGAAGGUCAUAGUGUUUUUGAUUGAUGCACAGGUUUAUGGAAAUGAGUGCACAACAGUGAUGGAUAGUUGCAGCCAACGAACUGCUCUAGUAACGAAGAUAGUUGACAAGGCGGAAAAGAAAAGUUACAGUCUGUUUGAUUGCCAUGGAACAGAGCGAGUUUUGACCUCAUUUGAAGAAGCAUGGGAUACAUUCGAGAAAAUGAAUGCAACUGGUGAAAGCUACAACUUCAAGGUCGAAUUUGAGUGCUCCAACUGCAAUUGUUCCUGUAAUGAGUUUCCUCAUGUUAGUUCUAUUCAGCUAGUGUGCGCUAACUGCUGCAGUGGCCUUUAGACUUUUUGGACAAUUAGUUAUUGAAAAACCAUUUAGGUGUCAUACAUGCAUGUUUUUUUUCCUAUACGAGUCGCCUAGAUGGUCAGUGUACUUUCUACUCAUUGAACUAUAGAACG